UCCGCCUACACCUUUAGCUCCAUCGAAGGUCUCCCGGGUGGCAGUUUAAACCUGGCCUCGCUUUAAUUACUGUGAGGGCAUACGCUGGUAUUUUUGGAGCCUUUUUCUUUCACAGUUGGCUACACUCAGCCGAUACCUCCAUAUUAUAAUCAGAGCCCAAAGUGGAAAGCAUAUUGUGUUUAUACAAGUGGAGCAUGCUCUGUGAAUCCACUGCUCGCCCUGGUGUGUAAUCAGAAGGUCUGAAAUAAGCCCGGCCCUUCUUUUUCUUUCUAUCUCAGCCCACAUUUCUGCACAGUGACAGGGAGGGGGUUGACCACAGCUUUAAGUUUUCUCUUUACAACAUCACCACAUUCUGUACUUCAGCAUUUCUCUGAAGCCUUUCUCUGUAUAUUUCCGUAGCACUGCUGGGGAGAGGAAACAAAAAGAGAGAGACUACGCAGUUAAGCUCACAUGUGGACUUAUAAUAUUUGGAGAUCGAUUGAACACACAAUGACUGAAGGAUUGUGAACUUUAUAAAGGGUUGCAUAUUUUGGAUUGCUUGUCCUUUGGAUUAAACUGGGGUGGGGGGGGAUACACCGGAGUCACUGAUGGAAAGAAAAGCACUGCAAGAAGUGAUACUCCAACAGACUUUGUGUGCAAGAAGAACCAAGAGCAAGCAUAACGGACUUCAAUGACUUGGACUGAUGAUCACAAAAACCACCAUCAUGUCCGCCCCCUUUGCCAAAACCACCUUCCAGACUUCCAACAGCUCCCUUUUUCUCACAGAGAACUUCACCGCGACCAACCGAACCUGUGUGGAUCCCAACGCGCUGCAGAGCCUGCUGGCGGUGAUCUACGCUGUAAUCUUUGUCCUGGGUCUCGUUGGGAACCUGGUGGCUCUGUGGGUUUUCUUCUGCGUUGACUCUAAGAAGAACUCCGUGCGGGUGUUUCUCAUAAACACAGCUUUCGCGGACCUGCUGCUGGUGUUGUGUCUGCCGUUCAGGAUACUCUACCACAGCCGCGGAAACGUCUGGACGCUGGGCCCCGUGUUGUGUAAAGUCGUGGGCAACCUCUUCUACAUGAACAUGUACAUCAGCGUCACGCUGCUGGGGCUGAUCAGCGUGGAUCGCUACAUGAAGAUCCAUCGCGGCGUGCGGGGGCAGCACAGACUGCGGUCCACAAAGUGGAGCACCAUGCUCUGCGCCCUCAUCUGGAUUGUGUCCUUCACUGUGAUGCUGCUAAUCCUGCUGUCAAAGAGUGCCCCAGAGGCGAACAGGUGUUUCCACUACAAGCAGCUCCUUGAUGCAAAGUGGAUAGCCUAUAUCAACAUCUGCAUAGUGGUCCUCUUCUGGCUCGUCUUUGUCUCUCUGAUGGUGUCUUAUGGAAAGAUUGCCCUCAACCUUCUGAGAACGUCACGAGAAAAGCCCGACCUGCCCAACUCGUCCCGCUACGCCCGAACUGCCAGGAAGUCCUUCUUCAUCCUCUUCCUCUUCACCGUGUGCUUCGUCCCAUAUCACAUCGUCAGGGUGUUCUACAUCAUAACGCAAAUCAGGGACGUGUCGUGUUUCUGGCAGGGCGUUGCAGACAAAGCCAACGAGGUGGCUCUGCUGUUCUCAGCCGUCAACAGCUGCCUGGAUCCGGUUAUGUUCUUCCUGUUGUCUUCCUCAGUGAGGAAGGAGGUGCUGCGCUUGGUGGGCAACGUGUUCUGUGUGCAAGAUUGGGCUGGAGUUAGCGGGAGCAGCUCUACGGCGGAGCAGGACGGUAAGACCGACAGGAACAGAGGACAGGCAAAUGUCAACUUUAGUGCCCAUUUGAAGGAGAGGACGGUUACUGAAUUCAGCCAGACCGUGAUGUAACGCUACUUUGAGACAUGGAGCAUCUAUCUUUCCCAAAAGUCAACAUGGCAGUAGUCUAUAUGGACAUGUUACACUUCCGUGAUUCUUACGUUGCCGCUAGAAAUUCUGCAGGAUGUCCCUCAUUUUGGCCGGAUGUCCGUCCCCUUCCUCUUUCUUUGUGUUGCCGUUCUAACCACUGGUGGAUUUCUGAGGACUAUUGUUACCUGCUCCUCAGAUGUCUGCAGGGUAAACCCAGACAGCUAGACUAUUUGUCCAAGCUGUUGCUUAGCACCGCCCAAGACCAUUGUGAUUGGUUUAAAGAAAUGCCAAUAAACCAGAGUAUGUUUUUCUCCCAUCCCGGGAUGCUGUGUGGACAUGCCAGACCUAUGGAGGAAGGUCUGGCAAUGCGGGACUAUGAUGACAGCAACCAGUGGCGCCAGCAAAGAAAGUGCCACUCCCCUCAACGUGUGCAUGUAUUUCACAUUGCUACUACGGCUUAAAAUGCAGGAACUAAUGUUACAGAAAUAAGAUGAAUUAUACUGUCUCCAUACUAUCUUUUUAUCUACUGUAGAGCUGCAAAGAUGAAUUUAUUAGUUGUCAACUAUUACAUUAAUUAACAACUAUUUUGAUCGAUCGAUCGAUUAAUUGGUUUGAAUUAUUAUGUCUUUGAGAAAGUAAAAAGUUCUCAGUUUUUCAGAUGGUUAAAUGUAUAGUAUAUAGUUUCUUCUCUCCUCUGUGACAGUAAACUGAAGAUCUUUGAGUUGUUGACAAAACAAGACAUUUGAGGACGUCAUCUUGGGCUUUAUGGGAAACUGAUCCGCAUUUUUUUCUUCAUUUUCUGACAUUUUAUAGACCAAACAACUAAUGGAGAAAUUGUUGAACAGAUAAUGAAAGAAGUUAAUAAUGAAAAUAAUCCUUAGUUGCAAGCCCUAAUCUACAGGGAUUAAGCAUGCCAGGUUUAAACAGCCUGUUGAUUGUCCUACCUGAGCAAAUAAACAAUAUUUAUGUUAGUUACAUGAACUUGUAUACUGUGUUGUUUUGCUAAAACUUGCAAGUAAUUGUGUCAUACUUUUAACCAUGUCACUUCAUCCUAAGGAAAAAAAAAAGUCUAUUGACCUCAGGGUGAGAUUAGAGAUGGUGGAUAACAGCAACCGGCUGUGUUUGGUGAAAACUUUGAUCUGGUGGUGGCGGAAAAAACACAGGGAAAUUCAAAAAAGUUACUCUCUGGGCACUCCAUUUAUCUGCACCAAAUGUCAUAUCCAGGGACGGACUGGGACAAAAAUUUGGCCCUAGCACUUUCAUCCCGAACAAUAACAGAAGAUGGGAAUUAUUUCAAAAAGGCUUUAGCUAUCUAUAAUUGUUUGAUUGCUAACGUUAGCUCAAAACGCCAUUCAACUGACAGCCUUUGUUGUGUUUGAUGCUAACUUGUAGCCAACAGUGAACCAUCUUGGUUAAGUAGGUCCAUGUUUACUGUAUUGACAUUACAGAAGUCUCUCGUUAGCAUCUUGUAGGCUACUUGACGGGGAGUGACAGUGGCUACCUUACAGGCCAUUAAGCGUAUAAAGAAGCAGUUCUCCCAGCUAGGUAUGCCUGACUCCACCUGCAGGUUGAACACUGACUUCCUGUCUGACAGGAAGCAGCAUGUGAAGGUGGGGAAACACGUUUCAGACUCGGUCCAUCAACAUCAUAUCACAAACGGGCUGCAUUCUUUCUCCCCUGGUCUUCUCCCUUUACACUAACAGCUGCGACCCAGUCACCAGUCAUCAAACUUCUGAAGUUUGCGGACGACCCCUUCCUCAUCGGACUCAUUUCUGAUGGUGAUGAGUCCGCCUACAGGUCAGAGGCUGACCACUUAGUGACCUGGUGCAAUCAGAACAAUCUAGACCUCAACGCCCUGAAGUCAGUGGAGAUGGUUGUGGACUUCAGGAAGCCCCCAACACCCUCUGUGACUCCACAGUUGACACUGUGGAGUCUUUCCGUUUCCUGGGAACUUUCAUCUCCCAGGAUCUCAAGUGGGAGCUGAACAUCAGCUCCCUCAUCAAGAAAGCACAAAAAAUAUAUACUGUAUAUAUAAA
This is a messenger RNA of Etheostoma spectabile (orangethroat darter), 3889 nucleotides long. It is a transcript of the gene gpr34b, whose product is annotated as G protein-coupled receptor 34b. Gene Ontology annotation, biological process: G protein-coupled receptor signaling pathway. The record is from RefSeq and is a predicted model, not a curated record. Gene Ontology annotation, cellular component: membrane. Gene Ontology annotation, molecular function: G protein-coupled purinergic nucleotide receptor activity. NCBI's taxonomy places the organism in Eukaryota, Metazoa, Chordata, Actinopteri, Perciformes, Percidae.